AUGCAAGACCAUAUAGACGAGACUUCGGAGGUUCGGAUCAAGGUUCCGCAGGCCAGGGAGUUUACCGAGGUGCAAAACAUUCCCUCUGCCGAUUACCUUGCUCAGUCUCCUGCCAUUGAUUCGACCUCAGACCAAGGGACUAUUGGUUCUACAGAUGUGAACUCUUCUUGGGUCAACAUGGAAGGAGGCGUUUUGCAUGUGAAAAAGCUUAGAGAACCGGGAAAUGUUCCGAGCGUUGCUCACGAUAGGGUAGUUUCGGAGAUGCGCAUGGAUGAUAGGAGAGACUUUUCUCUCAACAUUGAACCUGUUCAGCGUAUUGUUUCUGUGCCCUUGCGACCGCCUGUAUUGCAACAGAAAGCUUUCAGUUUGAAUAGCACCGAUUCGAUCGACGAAGAAGCCGAACCAGCAGAUGAAGCAGCACCUUCCUUUGUGACAAUAGAUUCGGCCACACGUCUUAAACAGCACUGGACAUGUAACAAAGAUAUAGGCAAAGGUACCUUCAGUACCGUAUACCUGGACACAACACACAAUGUUGCCAUUAAGGUCUCUAACAUUCCAACGCAGGACCAAGAUACCAAGGUCAGGAUCCAGAGCUCCUUGAUCCGGGAGCUUUCUUUGUUGCAAUUGAUACAUCAUCCAAAUAUCGUCAAGCUGUUGGGGUCCAACUCUAGGCUCGAACGAAAUCAAGUGAUUAUGGCCAUGCCAUACUAUCGCGGUGGUGAUCUAUUCUCCUUGCUAGUGACAUUGGCUUCCGAUUUCAACUAUAAUCACAAGAGACUUGUGUUCCGCAACAUUGUGAGCGCAGUCAAAUGUCUGCAUGACAUGAAUAUCUGUCAUAGAGAUAUCAAGCUGGAAAAUGUGUUGCUUGCUCCCACGGUAGAGGAGUUCCGUGUUAUCUCUUUUGAAGAGCUGGCCGAGAAAUACAACGAGAAUCUUGCAGUCUUGUCUGAUUUUGGGCUGUCCAAAAAAAUCGAUCCCGAGAACCCUCUGUUAACCACCAGAUGCGGCUCAGAAGACUAUGUUUCGCCAGAACUGUUGCUUGGACUGGCGUACGACGGAAAACAGAACGAUUGUUGGUCGCUUGGGGUUUUGCUCUAUGCGAUGUUGGAGAAUAGACUGCCAUUUGAUCCUCUCCCUAACUCGACUGGAAGAGGCAGAAGGUCCGCAAAGCCGACACAUCGUAUCGCAACAAUCACGUGGAGCUGGAACCAUCUCAAGGACAGCGACCUGGACCCGUUGGGAAACGAUUGGGGGCCGGCCAAGCGCGUUGUCGAGCAACUAUUGGUCAAGAGAGAUCGCAGAGCGGAUAUCUCCACUAUUCAUGAGAGCGACUGGUGUAAGGGGAUAGUCUGCGAUUGA
Molecule: messenger RNA, 1359 nt
Organism: Ogataea philodendri
Lineage: Eukaryota; Fungi; Ascomycota; Pichiomycetes; Pichiales; Pichiaceae
Exons: 1
Coding region: 1-1359 (452 amino acids)
Biological process (GO): intracellular signal transduction; protein phosphorylation
Cellular component (GO): cell cortex
Molecular function (GO): ATP binding; protein serine/threonine kinase activity
Source: RefSeq, a predicted model, not a curated record